This is a messenger RNA of Rotaria sp. Silwood1, 1767 nucleotides long. Lineage: Eukaryota; Metazoa; Rotifera; Eurotatoria; Philodinida; Philodinidae. The record is from the annotation of a GenBank genome assembly.
AUGUCAUCUUCUACAUUACGUAUAAGCAAUCUCGAAGAAUUACCUGAUGAAAUACUUUUAUUAAUCUGUGGAUAUUUAUCAUCUACUGAUAUUCUCUUCUCUUUCUAUGGUCUUAAUUUUCGACUUUCUCAAACAAUCAGUGGUUUUUGUCGACAUGUUGUUCUGGGACAAGUUUCAUUUAAGCAAUUCAAUUAUAUUUGCAAAGCAAUUCUACCGGCUAUUGGUACUAAUAUUUGCUCAUUAGUUGUGAGUAAUGACUGGAAAGGCGUUCUCUCACAAAUAUUUCUUAACUACUUCAGUGAAAAAAUGUCUUUGGCAUUUCCACGUCUAAAGCGUUUGAUCCUCACUACAUUUCGUAUUGGUUCGUUAAUGUCGUUUCUUGAUUGUCUUCAAAAUUUGCCUGAAUUAUUUGAACUCAAGUUAAUUAGUUUGUAUGAGAUGGGCAAGGAGUCAGCUAACGUGGAAGUAUUACUGCACCGAAUUUUUACUGCAAAUAAUAAUCGGUUAAGCUCGAUUUUCUUUGACGAUGAUUCAUUAUCUUUUCCAUAUGUAAGUAACAAUGAUAUAUGUUAUUCACACAUUGAAAAGUUAACUAUUGAAUUAAAAACUCUAAAUGAUCUUUAUGAACUUCUUACAGUAUUGCCUCGACUAAAAUACCUUGAUGCGGCUAUCAAUGAUGGAUCCUCUAAGUUUCCUGAAGAAAUACAAAAUAUUCUAAUCCUUACUUUAAGACAAUUUCGUUUACGUUCAUUUGUUCAUAACUGGAAUCUUGAUGAACUUGCAUUAUUUUUAAAACGUAUUCCUAAUGUUCAGGAGCUCACGAUUCAGAUUAAAACUGACUAUGACACUCGUCUGAUCGAUGGUCAACAAAUAUUUUUUCAUAUAUCAUCCUUAUCUCUGACAAAGUUUAGUUAUUUUCUUGAAUUUGACUAUUCACAUUCUUUUGAUGAUACAAAUAUUCUUUCUAGUUGGCAACAAUUUAAUCAAGAAUUUAUUUGUAUUAAAAGUGAUGAUAAUAAUACUCUAGUUCUAAUUACAUUACCUUUCGAGUGUUCUUAUUUAUUUCUUCGAUGUUCAAUAGCUAAAAACAAAAUCUUUAGCGAUAUUUAUGGUUCUCAAGUUAGAUAUUUAACUUUAUGUGACGUUUCAACACAAUUAGCUGAAACAUUCUCCAUCACGAACAAGUGUCAUCGGAUACACACUUUCGUUCUAAGAGUUGAUGAAACGAUUGUCCCAAAAUCUGUUCAACAAAUUCAACUUUGUAAAUUGCCUUAUCUUAAAUGUUUUGUGGCACUGGAAAAACCUUCAGUCAAUGCAGAUGAUUUUAGAAAACUAUGUGAAGCAUCACCUAAUUUAUAUCAUUUAGCAGUCAAUUACGAAUUUAUUGAACCGAUGUUUGACAAUAAAUCUGUGUGUUAUUUUCUAGAACAUCGCAUUACUCAUUUACUGAUCAGUGUAACUUCGAUUAUAAGUCUUGAGCCGGUUACUGUUUCAAUAUCUCGCCUUGCAUCUGUGUUUCCAUCAUUGAAACAUUUAUAUUUUUACAUAGAAAUAUAUAAUCAAUCUGUGGAAUCAUUAAUUUUAUCUAUUUUUAAUCAUUUAAGUAAAUGGAAUUUUCUAGUAUCAUUUGGUGUAGCAAAUAUAACAAUGGAUUCCAAAAUACUGGCAAAAGGUAUUCGUGAAUGGGUACUUGAAAAUUCAUUUUUGAAUGAUAACGACUCAUUUCUUACUGAUUACAGUGCAGAGACAUUUCGUCUUUGGCUUUAA